AAACACACUGUUUAUCAGCUUGCAUGUGCCCACCGUUUCUGUCGGAUGCCAAUGUGCCACCAGUUCAUAGUGGUGCCUUUGUGCCGCGUUGCAUCAUGGGAGCCGUGCAGCACCUGUGCACGGGCGGGCGCGGGCAUUGAGCGCGCGCAGCGCUGCACCCGCUCAGCUCGGGUUUCUCCGCGCACCGACAGCGAGGCAUCGCUCCGGAUUUUUCCCCCGCAGGUUGAUUUGUCCAGCGUCUUGCUGUAUCGACUGCGACGGGGAACCACACGGGACCAGGAAUGAGGACUUUCCCCAAAAACAGAAGCUGCGAUGUUUACAGCGUAUCCGGUUUAGGACACUGUGGAAGCGCGGACUCACCUGUACAGGAUAUUAAACUAAAGGAGCCGAGCACCUUUAACAGUGAGACUCAGGCCGGGUCAGACAUCAAGCAGCCGGUGGACAGGAGAGCCACCUUCAGGACAUGGCGAAAGUGGGCGCUGGGAGCUGCCCCCCUCAUCCCUUUAUCCACCGCAGUUGCACUGACGCUCCAUUUCUUUGCAUCAUCCCCGUCUUCCACAGUGUUCUUCCUGGGAGGAAGCUUGGAGUUUUCCAACCUCAGCUUCUCACCAGAGCUGGCCGAUCCUUCCUCCACACAGUUCCACCUUCAGUCUCAGGCUCUCGGCCCCUAUUUCUCAGAGUUAUAUGAGUCGUCACCCUGGAGGCCAUACUACCGCCGCUCAGGGAUUGUCGCCUUUAGUGAAGGAGUGAACGGGCUCAAUGUUUUCUUCUGGAGUAAAUUCUCCACUCCUUCAGCGGCCGUUGCGGAGGAGCUACAGAGAUCUAAACCUGCCUGGAUGCAGCGGCAUUUUCCCGGCACCCACAAGGUUCUUCACAGCAGACUGGAGGAGCAGUAUUACCUGGCCAAGGAUGAAGACACACUAAGACUCCUGGGUUUGAAUUUAGACACUGAGGAUGAUGAUGAUGAUGACAUGGCAGAUAAGAUAAAGAAUCCCAACAAUUUGCAGAAUGGCAAAUGGCAGCUUGGACUUCAGGCCAUGUCUUUUGACCUCUACGCCAAAUAUGGCAACAAUCGUACGCUGAGUUUGGUAAGCCCGAAGAAACCGUAUUACCAGUGGAGGCUAAGAGUUCCCUCGGGUCAUGUUGUACGGUUAGACGUAGUCACCCUGCAGGGGGCGACACCUGGUAGCUGUUCAGCCAACAAACUCUCAGCAUACGACUUCCUGCUCCCUCUUCAGAACAAAAUCAUUGCCAGGUGGUGUGGAUUGCCAGUGACUGGAUCGUCUCCGGUGAUGAAGCUGACAUCCUCUGGAAACGUCAUGCUCGUCACUUUUUCGUUUAGUCGUCAGAGACAUGGCGCCAUCUUCAAGGCUUACUUUCAGGCCAUACCAAAAGCUGAAUGCGGAGGCUUUCUGUCAGCUUGGAAUGGUACCGUGGUGUCUCCUUACUAUCCUGCCAACUACCCUCCAAACGUGGACUGUAACUGGAAGAUCAGGGCUCCGCUGCCUGGAUACCUGCUAUCUAUAACCAUUGUGAUGCUGGAUAUCCAGGACUCACCCACCACCAGCAGCUGCGAGAAAGACUGGCUGGAAAUCGGAGGUGUCAAGCUGUGUAAUCCAAUUGGGGACAGCAGCAGGAAGAGGAUCUACUCCUCCCCUGUGUUACUGCACUUUCACUCCGACGAGUCUCUGACUCACAAGGGCUUUUACCUGGUGUACAGAGCCUUCUCCCCAGAGAGCACGUGUCCGAGGCAGUUCCGCUGUGGAGACGGACGCUGUAUUCCUCUGAGAAAAGUGUGUGAUGGAGAGAAGGACUGCGCGGACGGCCGGGACGAGGCCAAGUGCUCAAUGUGCAAACCAGGAGAGGUGUAUUGUGGGAGCGGGCAGUGCAAACCACACGGAAGCCAGUGUAACCUACAGGCUUGUGGAGACAGCAGCGAGGAAACAAACUGUGCAGGUAAAUGUUACCACAUGUGCUCUAACAAAAUAUGUCUGCCCAAGUCUUCUGUGUGUGACGGAGUCAUAGACUGCAAAGACCGCAGUGAUGAACUCAACUGUACAAGAGCAUAUAAAGGUUGCUCGCCGACAUCCUAUAAAUGUGCUAAUGGCAAGUGUGUCGCAAAGGUGAACCCAGAGUGUGACGGCAUCAAAGACUGCAAGGACGGUUCUGAUGAGAUACGCUGUGGUUGUGGCACUCGACCGAGGAAACGGGCGAAGAUCGUGGGAGGGACGGAUGCCCAGGCGGGGUCGUGGCCCUGGCAGGUGAGCCUGCAGAUAGAGCGCUAUGGUCAUGUAUGUGGAGCGUCGCUGGUGGGAAGUCGCUGGCUAGUCUCCGCCGCUCACUGCUUCCAGGACUCAGACGCUAUCAAAUACUCAGAUGCUCGUGCCUGGAGGGCCUACAUGGGCAUGCGAGUCAUGAACUCAGCCAGUAACGCUGCUGCUACACGCCAGAUCCGUCGGAUAGUCCAGCACACACAGUACGAUCAGUUCACCUCUGACUACGACAUCGCCCUCUUGGAGCUCAGUGCCCCUGUCUUCUUUAAUGAUUUGGUACAGCCCGUGUGUGUUCCAGCCCCAUCUCAUGCCUUUACUUCCGGCACCAACUGCUUCGUCACUGGCUGGGGAGUCCUCACUGAGGAAGGUGAGCUGGCCACCCUGCUACAAGAGGCCACAGUAAGCAUCAUCAACCACAAAACGUGCAACAAGAUGUACGACGAUGCCGUCACUCCCAGAAUGAUAUGUGCAGGGAGCAUACAGGGAGGAGUCGAUGCCUGUCAAGGAGACUCUGGAGGGCCUCUGGUGUGUCUAGAAAGGGGUCGGAGGUGGUUUCUGGCUGGUAUUGUGAGCUGGGGAGAGGGAUGCGCACGGCAAAACCGGCCUGGGGUUUACACACAGGUCAUCAAGUUCACAGACUGGAUCCACCAGCAGACUAAAGGCCAGGUGUGAAGCGUGAGAAAUAAACAGCUUGGAUUUCCUCAUGAUUUGCACACACUCUGUCGUUCUUCACAGACAACCAACCCGGACGCCAUGGUGUGUAGUGAUACAGCGUACUCCGUCAAGUUUUUAAGAAGGACCCCUCUCAGUCCAGGCCUCAUCUUUAACCACCUCAUACGUCUCUGUUUAAUAAUGCUCUUUUUUUUUUAUCAUGAACAAAACACACAGUGCACACAUUCAAAGCCUCGAACAAGAUUUGCAAAGAGUACAGCAUAUGCUGCAUCACUAGUACCAUACAUUUAAUCCUAUUAACAGCUUACAUGAGAUAAAUAUUAUUUAUAAAAGGCCAUAUAAUUAUACUACUGUGAAAUCGAUUACAAGUAAAAUAAUCAUAAUGAGCAUACGUCCCAAAGAAUCAUGAAGGAAGAAACACAACCAGAUGAUUUGCUGAUUCAUUGUAGAAGUAUUUACCUUGGUUUAGUCAUUUAAUUCUCAUAAUAAUAAUAAUAAUAAUCCCCUGACUCAUGCGGGUAAAAAAGAUCAAAUAAGGUAUAUUUUGCUUUUUUGUUUAGUUAGCAAUAUUUAGCUACCCAGAUAAUGACGCUUAUAUUCUACACACGUGUUUAUUUUUAAAGACAUAUGACCGAUUUUCUGUCACGUGCACAACUUAAAUGUAGGAGGAUUUAGAGAGUUUAUUGCUAAACCGAGGGUUCAGAUGAUUAAAGUGAGACGCCAGGUUUAUUAAACUGAUUACAGACUCCACAGUUUGGCUGUUUUAGCAUUACUGCUGUUACUCGAUCCCACAUGAAAGUCGGUGAGAGGAAAGACUACACCUUCCUGCGGGUCAUUGUCCUUAUUUCCUUAUUUCCUAUAUGCUGAACAACCUGAAAUCGAUAUCAAACGAUCACACUUUAUGUUUCUGUUACAUCUGAAAUAUUAGACCUAUAUUAAACAGAGGUGCUAUACUA
Molecule: messenger RNA, 3901 nt
Organism: Tachysurus vachellii
Lineage: Eukaryota; Metazoa; Chordata; Actinopteri; Siluriformes; Bagridae
Product: suppressor of tumorigenicity 14 protein homolog
Exons: 19
Coding region: 282-2945 (887 amino acids)
Biological process (GO): proteolysis; acrosome reaction
Molecular function (GO): protein binding; serine-type endopeptidase activity
Source: RefSeq, a predicted model, not a curated record